UUCUCCUACUACUUCCAACAUAAAAAAAUCCAACCACGUAAUAUUAUUCUACUCCAAUUCCAAUAUUUACUUGCCUGCAUAUAAUAAUAAUAAUAAUUUGAAAAAAUGGCGGAAUAUUCAAGAGGAGUGUUGCAAAUUAUCGUUGCCCAGAUUUGUCAAUCUAUAGGCUGGCGUUCAAUUCAUUCAACUCCUUUAGAAUUUAUGGUUGAUCUGUUACACGAGUACUUGUGGCAAUUAGCCCAUAUUUCUCACGAGUAUGCUGGAGUACUUGGACGUACGGAUGUAAAUCUCGACGACGUUGGUCUCGCUUUUCAACAUAUGAAUAUCGAUCUUAAUCAACUCGCAGAGUACGUCGAAAACGUCGGGUCAAUUCCAUGUGCAAUUCAAAUUCCAAAGUACCCGGUACCCCGCGAGGAUCAUUUGAAUUUCAUGAAACCUGGUAGUCGUGAAGUUAUUAAACGUCCGAUGCAUGUUCCUGAAUAUUUACCUCCAAUGUAUGCCAAUCUUGAGGAAUUGUCACCUGUAGAAAAAAAGGAAACAAUAUUUGAAAAUGAUGAAAAUAUAAAUGUAAAUCAGAAUGUAAAUCCGUCCAUUGGUUCGUCAGUUGAGAAUCAAAUGAGUACGGUUAUCAAUAACCAAAUACCUGAGGUAAUAAAACGUCCUGGAGAUACUCUGUUUGACAGUUUUGGUCCAGAUAAACGUAUUAGAAUGAGCGACGAAACUAAAACGUUGCGUGAGAUCCAGAGUGUUAUGAUGACAACAUCAGGUUUCUUGUCCCCGGCACGUGAAGGUAAAUUACCUGAAUCACGUACUCCAGUUCAAAUACGUGCUGAGUCACCGGUAGCAGUUUCAUAUCCGACGAUUCCUUGCGAGGUACAGGGUGAGAAAGUCAAAGAAAAGGAGAAAGAACCAGAAAAAGUCAAGGAAAAGGAAAAAGAAAAGAAAGUGGUUAAAAAAAAAUUGGAUUAUCAAAAAGGAGAGAAGGAAACUAAAAAGAAGAAGGAUCGAGAUCAAGAGUUAUUUAAAGCGGACAAAAUGGUCACCGUCAAACCUAAAAAAGUUAAUGAUGGUAAAAAUGCUGUGCCGAAACCUCCCAAGGGGCCGGUGGGUAGACCGAGAAAAAUUCCACUAAAAGUUCCUGUUGAGAAACCUGCUGUUACUUUUAAUGACAACAUUAAGAAAUUGGCUGUGGAACCCGAUAAACAAAAGCUCAACAUCUUCAAAAAAAUAUCAAAGCCACAAGAGCACAAAAUUCCACAAGUUAUUCCUGAGAUUAAAGCCAAAGAAUUACAGUCACGCGAAAGCUCGCCGGAAAUAAUUGUUGAUGAGAUUGACGACGAGCCAGUCGCGGUAAAAAUUGAUAUUGAUAAAGAUAAAGAAAAAGAAAAAUUGGGGUCAUUACACCCCGGAGCAUCUUCUGGAUCUAAUGCUAUGGAUAUAGAGUUCGUUGAUGUCCAAAGUCCGUCUGAUACAUUUUUGAAUGAAGACAUGUCACCACCUCGUACGCCAACAGUACCUAAGACUCCUGAAAUAAAAGUUCCUGGAAUUUCAACAGAUUCAGAAGUAGUUAGAAAAUUGGAUCGCCCAAAAACACCAGAGUUUAAACCACCAGAGAGUUUGCUUCCAAAGGACACAAUAAUUCCACCUACAAUACCGUUUCCAAUAUUUCCGCCUUUCCCUGCUGGCCCUGGAUUGAUACCGUAUCCAAUAAAUCAUCCAUUGAUUCCACGACUGCCUUUACCGCAGCCACGACUUUUGCCAGAGCCUAUUAAAGUUGAACGCGUUCAAAGCUGCAAUAAAGAAAUUGAAAUAGUUGAUGAAGUUAGGCCACAUCCUAUUGAUAUUUUGCCUCUGCGGACGGGAAUCAGUAAAAUUAGUGAAAGUAUUCCAACUCCGCACCACGAGAUUCAUCAUCCAGUUGCGAAGCCUGAAAAACUUGACAAGAAAUCAAAGAAACAUAAAAUUGAUAAGAAGGAUAAGUCGAAGAAGAAGAAGGAUAAAAAGGAAAAGCAUCGGGAGAAAACUGAUAAAGAGAAAAAAGAGAAACGUAAAGAGAAGAAAGAAAAAGAAAAAGAAGAAAAAGAAAAGGAGAAGGAAAAAGAAAAAGAAAAGGAGAAGGAAGUUGAAAACACAAUCCCGAAGCUGAUGUUAAAAAUAGAUCCAAUUGCUAUGAGACCUCCGACUCCCGAAAAUCCGUUCGUUAAGAAAAUAACUUUCAAGCCUUUGCCAAAGAAAGUAGACGAAGUUAAAGCUGGAUCAAGUUUAGGAGUUUCCGCUUCAACUUCCAAACCAGUUAAAGAGAAGAUUAAAAAAGUUAAAUCAGACGGCGUCACGAAGAAAAGUUUAAAGAACGAAAAAGCUGUAGAAAAACAUGUGAAAGAAGUUAUUCCAGUUAUUACGCCGACGAUUGUUGGUCCGGAUGGUCAACAAAUUUGGAUAUGUCCUACUUGUGGUAAGCAAGAUGAUGGCACUCCGAUGAUUGGUUGUGAUGAGUGUGAUGCUUGGUACCACUGGAUCUGCAUUGGAAUGCAUGUACCACCGGCGCCAAAUGAAAAUUGGUAUUGUAGUAUAUGUAUUGCCAAAAAAAAUGAAUCUAUUCCUGAUAAAAAGAAGCAGAAAAAAAAAGUUAAAAUUAAUGCGUAGAAAUUUUUUAUAAACAGUAACACUAGUUAAUUUUUUUAUACAAAAUUUGAUUAUUUAAAUUUUCUUUAAGAAGUUAGCCGUUUUGUUUUUGACUAAGAUAUCAAACAUUUAGUAUUAAAAAUUAUAUUAUAUAUAUAUAUAUGUAUAAAUAAUUUGUGGAUAGUUGUUUCGAUUUAUAAUUUAUUAAUUGACAAAAAAAAUAACUUCUAUAGUAUACUUGGAUUAAUUAUGAACUGGUUUGUCUUUUUGCUGUAAAAAAUAUUUUCAGAUUUUUUUUAAUUUUU
Microplitis demolitor is the source of this 2927-nucleotide messenger RNA. It is a transcript of the gene Taf3, whose product is annotated as transcription initiation factor TFIID subunit 3-like. Gene Ontology annotation, molecular function: protein heterodimerization activity. The transcript has 2 exons. Gene Ontology annotation, cellular component: transcription factor TFIID complex. NCBI's taxonomy places the organism in Eukaryota, Metazoa, Arthropoda, Insecta, Hymenoptera, Braconidae. The record is from RefSeq and is a predicted model, not a curated record. Bases 106 to 2643 code for a protein of 845 amino acids.